Molecule: messenger RNA, 1110 nt
Organism: Symbiodinium pilosum
Lineage: Eukaryota; Dinophyceae; Suessiales; Symbiodiniaceae
Source: the annotation of a GenBank genome assembly
AUGCGGUGCAGAUCUGAAACUCAGGUCCCGCGAUGCUUUCGAACUGUGAAGUGCCCAUACCCAACAGCAUCAACCGCACACCUUCUUUAUGGUGUUGUGAAUUACUCAUUGCUGGGACCAGAGGAUGGCGAGGUUGUUGUGUGCUUCCACGGCCUCAACGGAUCCCGCUUAUUGUUUCAGGACACCGCGGUGUACCUUUCACGAUACGGUGGAUUUCGAGUUCUCACUUUUGAUUUAUACGGGCACGGGCUGAGCAACGCACCACCGGUGGACUUGUGUCCCAGGCGGUCUUGUUCGUCGAGUUGCAGACCAGGCUGUUUGUCCUGCAGUGGUGUCCGAGCCCGGUAUGAUUUAGAUUUCUUCGCGGAGCAAACAAAAGAUUUGCUUGAUUAUAUUGGUCUCGCUUCAGCUCGCGUCAAUUUGUUCGGUUUCAGCUUGGGAGGUGCUAUUGCCAUGGCUUUUGCAAGAAGAUAUCCUGCUCGGGUCGCCCGCAUCAUUGCUGUAUCACCUUGUGGCUUCAUACCUCGUGUUCCGCCGAUGUAUUAUGUCUUGCGGGCAUGUUGGUGUUGCCUCAUUCCAUUGGCUCCUCACAUCUUGUGCACAUGUUGGUACAAGAAGGAGCGCUUUGCAAGGUCGGUCCGUGCAGAAAAUCAGGGCAUGGAAGAUCAAUCUGUUCACAACCUAUGGUCGCGGUUCGUUUGGCAGCUCUUCGUCAAGCGAGGGGUUGCCAGCGCGACGUUGGCAAUUUGCCAACGGGUCAACUGGUUUGACUUGUCCCAGCUGUUUGAAGAUGUGGGCAGGCAUCCGCGGCCUGUGCUGCUGAUCUGGGGCGAGCGGGACAAUUUGAAUCCUGUUGCGUCUGUCGCGAAAAAGGUUGCCGGAUAUUUCACGCAUGGCAAGCUUUUGGUCAUCCCCCGAGCUGGCCACAUAGCACUGUGUGACAAGCCCGCAGAGGUCAUCCCGAAGGUGCUUGGCUUCCUCCAGUUGCCGGAAGACUCCCGCCGCGCACUUUGUCAUCACCGGUCUGAACGUCUUGCAUUUUCCCAAUCAUUGAGUGACAUAGAAAAUGAAGUCCAUCGAUUCACUCCAACUUACCUGAGCUUCUACUGA